UUAUUAAAUGUUAUCUAUUAAGUGAUAAUAAAUAUUGAUGAAGUACGAGAUUUGACUAAUGCAUUCAGCAACUCUCCCCUAAAUUUACAAUUUAACAAAAUCUCUAUAUUUUGUUUUAAAUUUUGAAAAGUGGAUUUCUUUCACGCAUUUCAAAAGAUUGACUUCACUAAAAAAAAUUCGCUCUGACAUGAAUGAAUCUUCCAUGGAAAAUAAAUACAUUUAAAGCAAGAAAUUCUACAUAUACGUAUUUCUGCACGUUUUACUUAGUUAUUUAAUUUUCUCUCGUUUUGAGAGACACUGCUUUAGUUGUUAUAUCUUAUCUUGAAGGAGUUAGAUAAAAAAAUAAAGAUAUAUAUCUUGAUACAUAUCGAUUAGACAUAUAUUUAUAUAUCGUCAUAUAAUUCACACAGAAUUCAUUAGUUGUAUGCACGAAAUCCUAUUUGACUGUAAUUAAAUAAUGUGGCUAUAAAAGAAGAAAAAUUCGUUUAUUUUACAACAGUAGGUCAUAGAACAAGUGUCCAAGAAGUAUUCAAACUUAAGCAUUCGUGUCGACGAAUUAUUAAUCCAACAAGAAUGAAGAGCAUAAUAACACUUUAUGCGAUAUUACUAUUGUCUAAUCUCGGAUAUAGUGCAUCUACUCCAAAAUGGUGGCAGUCAAUGUCCCUUUAUCAAAUUUAUCCUAGAAGUUUCAAGGAUAGUGAUGGUAACGGUGUCGGAGAUCUUAAAGGUAUCAUAAGCAAACUGGAACAUCUCAGUGAGUCGAAUGUUGAUGCUUUCUGGUUAUCUCCGAUUUAUCCUAGCCCGAUGAUUGAUUUUGGUUACGAUAUUUCCGAUUUCGUCAGUAUCGACAAAAUGUUUGGCACUAUGAAGGAUUUUGAGGUACUCGUACAAGCCACGCAUGCUGCAUCAAUGAAGAUCAUUAUGGAUUUUGUUCCUAAUCAUUCGUCGGAUCAGCACGAAUGGUUCCAAAAAAGUUUACAAAACAUAAAACCUUAUACUAACUAUUACAUAUGGCAUAAAGGCAAGGUGCUACCAAACGGAACAGUUACAGUGCCGAAUAAUUGGGUGAGCGUGUUCGGUGGACCAGCAUGGACCUGGCGUGAAGAACGACAAGCGUAUUAUUUUCAUCAAUUCGCACCACAACAACCCGAUCUCAACUAUGAGAAUGAGAAUGUAGUGAAUGCAAUGAAGGAUGUCAUGAGAUUUUGGCUCGACAAGGGGGUGGAUGGCUUCCGGAUGGACGCGGUGCCACAUUUGUGUGAGGACGUCAGAUUCUUGGACGAACCACUCACGGGUAAUUCAAAUCCUAAUGAUUACGGCUACACAUACAAGAUAUACACGAAGGAUCUUCCGUAUACCUACGAAAUAGUCAAAGGAUGGAGAGAAGUGUUGAACGAAUAUUCAGAUGAAAAAGUUAUGAUGAUCGAGGCUUACGCGAACAUGACGAUGACGAUAAAGUAUUAUGUAUACGGCGCACACUUUCCCUUCAAUUUUGGUUUUAUUACCGAUACGAAUCAGAAUUCUAAAGCAAUUGAUUUCAAGAGAUUGAUUGAUAGAUGGAUGGUAAACAUGCCUGUUUUGAGAGCAACUGCUAACUGGGUGGCAGGAAAUCAUGACAAACCACGAUUGGUCACUCGUUACGGACGAUAUCGAGCGGAAGUUAUAACCAUGAUAACUUUACUGCUUCCUGGAGUAGCUGUAACUUAUAACGGGGAUGAAAUCGGUAUGGAGGACACGUGGAUCUCAUGGGAAGACACCAAAGAUCCGCAAGGUUGCAAUGCCGGCAAAGAUGUUUACGAGAAAGCAUCUCGAGAUCCCGCAAGAACGCCGUUCCAAUGGGACAACACCACUUCGGCUGGAUUUUCCACGAAUCAGAAAACGUGGCUGCCGGUGAACAAAAAUUACUUGACACUUAAUUUAGCCGCGCAAAAAGAACAAAACAACUCUUACAAUGCUUUGUAUAAAGCAGUUUCUGCUCUGAGAAAAUUGCCUGUUAUUAAACAUGGAGCCUUAACCACGACAUUAUUGAAUAAUGAUGUUUUCGCUUUUAUUAGAAAAAUUAAUGGAGAGGUAGUUUACGUAAUAGCAAACUUUGCAAAUGAAGAAGAAACCGUUGAUUUAUCAACGCUUGUUUAUGCAUUAAGUCAAUUAAACGUUUAUUAUGCCACUACUAAUGCUCAUCAUCUCAUUGGAAACAUUAUCAAAGAUGUUUAUGCCGUAAAAAUUCCUGCAUUAGGAGCUGUGAUAUAUACUAGCACCAUAUAUAAAGCUAAGUAAAAAACCAUGGGUAUUCAAUCGAGGCAUCAUAUUUUUUUUAACGUAAUUAUAUCUAUAUUGUUUUAAAUAAACAAAGACAGAAUUACUCGUUAAAAUAGUUGUACUUCUAAUCUCUUAUUUUACCAUUUCUAUAUCCAUUGCCGUUUU
Molecule: messenger RNA, 2424 nt
Organism: Acromyrmex echinatior (Panamanian leafcutter ant)
Lineage: Eukaryota; Metazoa; Arthropoda; Insecta; Hymenoptera; Formicidae
Product: alpha-glucosidase
Biological process (GO): carbohydrate metabolic process
Source: RefSeq, a predicted model, not a curated record